Magnolia sinica is the source of this 3856-nucleotide messenger RNA. RefSeq names its product probable cellulose synthase A catalytic subunit 1 [UDP-forming]. Gene Ontology annotation, molecular function: cellulose synthase (UDP-forming) activity. Bases 220 to 3555 code for a protein of 1111 amino acids. Lineage: Eukaryota; Viridiplantae; Streptophyta; Magnoliopsida; Magnoliales; Magnoliaceae. Gene Ontology annotation, cellular component: trans-Golgi network; plasma membrane. The record is from RefSeq and is a predicted model, not a curated record. Gene Ontology annotation, biological process: plant-type primary cell wall biogenesis; cellulose biosynthetic process. The transcript is spliced from 15 exons.
AAAGAAUACAGAGAGGGGGACAGUCGAGAAGGAGAUGGGCUGGGAGAGAGUGGAAAAGGCCCAUCAUCUUCUCAUUUAGCUUUUUAGCUCGGAGUUUGAGGGGAAAUCCGAGCCGUGGAUCUUCGAUUGGGGAGAUGCUUUUCUGAUUUUCAGCGUCUCCAUCUUCAAAGAUCAAAAUCCUAGAAAAAAAGAGAAUUUUUUUCGCCCUUCUUGCAAGCAAUGGAGGCGAAAGCUGGAAUGGUGGCCGGUUCUCACAAACGAAACGAGUUCGUGAUGAUUCGACACGAAGGAGAAGUCGGGCCUAAGCCUCUUAAACAUUUGAAUGGCCAAGUAUGUCAGAUCUGUGGAGAUACUGUCGGGCUUACGGCCACGGGUGAUGUCUUUGUCGCUUGCAAUGAGUGUGCCUUCCCGGUUUGCCGGGCUUGUUAUGAAUACGAGCGGAAGGACGGGAACCGCUCUUGCCCUCAGUGCAAGACUAGAUACAAAAGACACAGAGGAAGUCCUCGAGUGGAGGGUGACGAUGAAGAGGAUGAUGUUGAUGACUUGGAGAAUGAGUUCAAUUACACACAUGGCAAUGGAAAGGCGGUGCGUCAGUGGCAGAUGCAGGGGCAGGGAGAAGAUGUUGAUCUGUCGUCUUCAUCAAGGCACGAUUCUCAACACCCGAUUCCACUUCUCACGAAUGGGCAAUCGGUGUCUGGGGAAAUACCUGAUGCUACGCCUGACAAUCAGUCUGUGAGAACUACAUCUGGUCCAUUAGGGUCUGGAGAAAAACGUGCCCAUUCACUUCCUUACACUGAUCCAAGCUUGCCAGUUCCAGUGAGGAUUGUGGACCCCUCAAAGGACCUGAAUUCUUAUGGGCUUGGAAAUGUUGACUGGAAGGAGAGAGUUGAAGGUUGGAAACUUAAACAAGAGAAAAAUAUGAUGCAAAUGACUAGCCGAUACACUGAUGGUAAAGGUGAUAUGGAAGGGACUGGUUCGAAUGGUGAAGAUCUGCAGAUGGCUGAUGAUGCCCGUCAACCUUUGAGCCGAAUAGUGCCUAUUGCUUCUUCCUACCUUACCCCUUAUCGGGUUGUGAUCAUACUUCGGCUUAUCAUCUUAGGCUUCUUUCUCCAGUACCGUGUGACCCACCCUGUGGAUGAUGCAUAUCCAUUGUGGCUAACGUCUGUUAUAUGCGAGAUCUGGUUUGCUCUGUCUUGGCUAUUGGAUCAAUUCCCAAAAUGGUCUCCCAUCAAUCGUGAAACCUACCUCGACAGGCUUGCACUGAGAUUUGAUCGGGAGGGGGAGCCUUCUCAGUUAGCUCCUAUUGAUAUCUUUGUUAGUACAGUGGAUCCUCUCAAAGAGCCUCCUCUUGUGACAGCCAACACUGUGCUGUCCAUCCUCGCUGUGGACUACCCUGUCGACAAAGUCUCAUGCUAUGUUUCUGAUGAUGGGUCCGCCAUGUUAACUUUUGAAGCCCUCUCAGAGACUUCGGAGUUUGCUAGGAAGUGGGUUCCAUUUUGCAAGAAGCACAAUAUUGAGCCUAGGGCUCCGGAAUUUUACUUUGCUCAGAAGAUAGAUUACUUGAAGGAUAAAAUACAGCCUUCUUUUGUGAAAGAGCGAAGGGCAAUGAAGAGGGAAUAUGAAGAGUUCAAAGUACGAGUCAAUGCUCUUGUUGCCAAAGCACAAAAGACACCUGAAGAGGGCUGGACAAUGCAGGAUGGCACUCCUUGGCCCGGAAACAAUCCUAGAGAUCAUCCUGGCAUGAUCCAGGUGUUCUUGGGCCACAGCGGAGGGCUUGAUACAGAUGGCAAUGAGUUACCUCGACUUGUUUAUGUGUCCCGUGAGAAGCGGCCGGGCUUCCAGCAUCACAAGAAAGCUGGAGCAAUGAAUGCACUGAUACGGGUAUCGGCUGUCUUGACCAACGGUGCCUAUCUUCUGAAUGUCGAUUGUGAUCAUUACUUCAAUAACAGCAAAGCUCUCCGUGAAGCAAUGUGUUUCAUGAUGGAUCCUGCCCUGGGAAAGAAAACGUGCUAUGUUCAGUUCCCUCAGCGAUUUGACGGCAUUGAUAUGCACGAUCGUUAUGCUAACCGCAACAUUGUCUUUUUUGAUAUCAACUUGAAAGGCCUGGAUGGCAUCCAGGGUCCAGUGUAUGUGGGUACGGGAUGCUGUUUCAACAGGCAAGCAUUGUAUGGGUAUGAUCCGGUCCUAACUGAGGCUGACCUGGAACCCAACAUCAUUGUCAAGAGCUGUUGUGGUUCGAGAAAGAAGGGAAGGAACGGGAACAAGAAAUACAUUGAUAAAAAGCGGGCAAUGAGAAGAACCGAAUCAACUAAGGGAAGGAACGGGAACAAGAAAUACAUUGAUAAAAAGCGGGCAAUGAGAAGAACCGAAUCAACUGUUCCCAUCUUCAACAUGGAAGACAUUGAGGAGGGGGUUGAAGGCUUUGAGGACGAGAGGUCGCUGCUUAUGUCUCAGAAAAGUCUAGAAAAGCGAUUUGGCCAGUCUCCAGUUUUCAUUUCGUCAACCUUCAUGGAACAGGGAGGGAUACCACAGUCCACUAAUCCAGCAUCACUGCUGAAAGAAGCCAUCCAUGUCAUCAGCUGCGGUUAUGAGGACAAGACUGAGUGGGGAAAAGAGAUUGGGUGGAUUUAUGGUUCUGUGACAGAAGAUAUUCUUACUGGUUUUAAAAUGCAUGCUCGGGGAUGGAUAUCAAUAUACUGCAUGCCUCCGCGCCCUGCGUUCAAGGGAUCUGCUCCAAUCAAUCUUUCUGAUCGUCUGAACCAAGUCCUUCGAUGGGCUUUGGGAUCAAUUGAGAUCUUGCUGAGUAGGCAUUGCCCCAUUUGGUAUGGUUACAGUGGAAGGUUGAAGCUGUUGGAGAGGCUUGCUUACAUCAACACUAUAGUUUAUCCUCUCACCUCCAUCCCACUGCUUGCAUAUUGCACACUUCCAGCCGUCUGUCUUCUUACGGGGAAAUUCAUCAUUCCUGAGAUAAGCAACUUUGCCAGCAUGUGGUUCAUUCUGCUGUUUAUUUCCAUUUUUGCAACUGGGAUUCUAGAGCUCAGAUGGAGUGGGGUUGGGAUCGAUGACUGGUGGAGGAACGAACAGUUCUGGGUGAUUGGUGGUACAUCAGCCCAUCUGUUUGCCGUUUUCCAAGGAUUGCUAAAAGUUCUUGCUGGGAUCGAUACCAACUUCACUGUCACAUCCAAAGCAUCUGAUGAAGAUGGGGAUUUUGCGGAGCUGUACGUUUUCAAGUGGACCUCACUUCUUAUCCCUCCUACCACUGUCCUCGUGGUGAACAUGGUGGGUAUAGUGGCUGGCGUUUCGUAUGCCAUAAACAGCGGGUACCAGUCGUGGGGCCCUCUGUUUGGAAAGCUAUUCUUUGCCAUAUGGGUCAUUGUCCAUCUAUACCCUUUCCUCAAAGGUCUGCUGGGCCGGCAAAAUCGCACUCCCACCAUCGUUAUUGUCUGGUCAAUUCUCCUCGCUUCCAUUUUCUCUUUGCUGUGGGUGCGGAUCGAUCCUUUCACGUCGUCUACGCAAAAAGCAGCGGCGGCAGGCCAAUGUGGCAUCAACUGCUAAGUCCUCCAAAACUAUUUUAUCAGGUAACCCAUCACGCCGUUCCUCCUCGUGUAAAUAACAAAUCAACUAAAAGGAUCAGUCAAAAGGAGUUAGAGAGAUGGGGCCAUGGGCUUUUUUUUUUUAAUGUUCUUUUAGCUAUUUAUCGUUCUUUUGCGUUCUUCCGCAAGUGUUUACGCCGACAUUUGAUUUAUUUUUGUUGUGCAGUAUGUGAUGAUUGUACCUGUUAAGAACAUCUAUAUGAACAUUGGUGGGUUCAAAAAACAUUUCCAGGAAUCUACAAUCUUGCUGUGCUUUUAAGUUA